Molecule: messenger RNA, 300 nt
Organism: Saprolegnia diclina VS20
Lineage: Eukaryota; Oomycota; Saprolegniomycetes; Saprolegniales; Saprolegniaceae
Exons: 1
Coding region: 1-300 (99 amino acids)
Source: RefSeq, a predicted model, not a curated record
AUGACGCGACACUUCGCCACGUCGUCGCACGUCGUCUGCAACUGCAGUCCGCCAACCAGUGCGUCGGUGACCAUCGUCUCGGCACCUCAGCUCCCGCCGGCAACAACGACGGCCAAUACGACCGUGGAGCUCCAGAAGUCCCUCAGCAAAGCGCGCCACCGACUACGCCAUAGCGACGCCGCCGGCAGUCUCUGGUUCUUUACGAGCGCGUUCCUCCUCAUGCUGCUCGUGGCCUGCGUCAUAUACGUGCGCCGACGCCUGCGUCGUCCCCACCCACAGUGGGGACACAAACCACUCUAA